This is a messenger RNA of Cinara cedri, 1177 nucleotides long. The record is from the annotation of a GenBank genome assembly. NCBI's taxonomy places the organism in Eukaryota, Metazoa, Arthropoda, Insecta, Hemiptera, Aphididae.
AUGUUCUUAUUAUGUGUUUUAUUAUUAUAUGUUCUUAUUGAUGAUAUUAUUCCACUUGAACAAACUGGGUUCCGCCCAAAUAGAAGUUGCUGUGAUCAGGUUAUGGCACUUACUACCCAUAGAGAAAAUGGUUAUGAUAGGAACGUCAAAACCGCACUAACAUUCAUAGAACUAUCAUCUGCCUAUGACACCGUCUGGAGAAAAGGGCUUUUAUCAAAAUUCUCGAAUGUGAUUCCAUGCAAAACGGUACUAAAACUUCUCAACAACAUGCUCUGUAACAGAUUUUUCACUGUAUACAUUGGAGAAGAAAAAAGUAAAAUAAAGAUGCUAAUGGCCUUCCUCAAGGCUCUGUCUUGGCACCUCUUAUUUUUAACCUAUAUAUUAGGGGCCUUCCAGCGACAACUGCAAGAAAAUGUAUAUAUGCUGAUGACCUAGCCUUAGCUUGCCAGAGUAAAAAUUUUGAUGACUUAGAAAACAUCUUGUCUGAAGACCUUGAUAUACUACAUAAGUCCUACAACUAAUGGAGACUCAAACCAAAUCCAUCAAAAACGGAAGUCACCCUCUUCUAUCUAAAUAACAGAAGAGCAAACCAGGAGAUACGGGUACAGUUUGGAGAGCAGUUAGUGAAAAACAACCCUUACCCCAAGUAUCUGGGUGAGGUACUGGACAGGGCACUCACGUUCAAGAACCAUCUAGCUAAACUAUCAGNGAAAAUAAAGACCUAUCAUAGCAUAAUUGCCAAAUUGAGUGGUACGUCAUGGGGAGCUGAUGCAAAUACCCUACGAAUCAGCACGCUAGCACUAGUAUAUUCAGCUGCGGAAUACUGCGCCCCAGUAUGGAUAAAUAGUGCACAUACCAAUAAACUUGAUACACAGCUCAACUCAACAAUGAGAAUCAUAGGGGGACAUUAAAAACUACCUCUAUAAAAUUGCUCCCAAUACUCAGCAAUAUAGCUCCUCCUAAGAUCCGAAGAGAACAAGCUCUUAUCCGGGAAUGGACUUAAAUUAACAAUAACAAGAGCCUCCGGAUACACGCUGAUGUAAGAUUAAAUGUGGAUAGACUGCGACUUAAGUCACGCAAACCACCCUGGAAAAACGCAGAGAUGCUAUUACCGGAAAACACCGGGGGAAAUGCCAAAUGGCUUGAGGAUUGGAUGGUGGAGAGCCCUGAUGGAUAA